Pseudozyma flocculosa PF-1 is the source of this 3261-nucleotide messenger RNA. RefSeq lists its product as uncharacterized. The coding region runs from base 1 to 3261 and encodes 1086 amino acids. Lineage: Eukaryota; Fungi; Basidiomycota; Ustilaginomycetes; Ustilaginales; Ustilaginaceae. Gene Ontology annotation, molecular function: protein binding. The record is from RefSeq and is a predicted model, not a curated record. The transcript has 3 exons.
AUGGACCGUGCCUCGAGGCACCCGUUUCCCAGCUCGCCGCGCCCAGGCGUUGGCACAGGAGCCGACGAGGAUCCUUCUGACCCACGUUCCCCUGGCCAAGCCGCCCCUGCACCCGCCAAGCCUCGAGAUCUGACGCCUCGUCCUCAUCCAACGCAGCGCGUCCCGCUUUCCUCUGGCACUGCCGCUGCGGAGUCCAAGCGACCUUCCGAGGCGCGACAGGUUCAGCCAGCCCCCGAGGCAGUGAAACUGGCGAGCACCAGCAGCGUCAAGCGGCUCAAGCGGCUCGGCGAGACCGCUCGCAGCCGGAGCAGCCCGGCCAAGCCGGGUGCAGGUCUAAUCCUGGCAGAAGCGUCGCCGAGCCCCGCCUCGCCGACGCGGGCUCGAUCUCAUCCUCUGCUUUGGCCGCGACCAGCUCGGGAUGCUCCUCAUGUCCGCGAGGGGGAGCCUGGUCCGCCCCUGCCCCCGCCUCCGCAGCGUUCGCCUGUCCAUGGCCCGACGCUGCUGCCCGGAACGGUGGCGGACCCCCUGGGGCCACCUCAGACGCUGCUGGAAGCGCUCGGCGCUGCAGACGCAGCAGAGCAAUCCCGCGCCGGUAGCUCCGGGGAAAGUCGCCGCAAGGGUGUGGUGUCGAGCCCGCCCCUGCCUCAGGCACCUCGUUCUCCCUUCGCCGCCACGCAAGACGAGAGCGUAGGGGGUGACUGGACGCCUUCGACCGCACUGCCGUCGUCUCGCCACCUCGACGAGGGAGCUUCCGCGUCGCACCAUGGCCGACCCUCGAUUCUCAAGCGACGGUCGUGGAAGAAGCUGCACCCGAGGAGCCGGAGCGCCUCGAUCGAUGCGCUCCACAGCCUAACCAGCCUGCCAGGCAUCAGCUCCUUCAAGUCGCUGACGAGCCUACACAAGGGGGACCAGACGACCAAGGAGGGCAGCGUGCCCGCGACACCCGUCUCGAACCUCUCGACCGCCCCUGCCACGCCCUCGGUCGAAGGAGCGGCCUCAUCGUCGGCCUGGUCUUUGUCCUCGUCGCCCGACGACUACUUCCGGGGCGGAGCAAAGAGCAAGCCUGGCGCGCCGAAGCAGCGGAUGGCGACGGACCAAGGUCGCCUGCUUCAGACGGCAGCAGCUGCAGCCGCGGCUCCUCCGACCAAGGCCAUCAUCCGGGACCGGCACGGCCAGCCGGUGCGCAGCCCCUGCAAGCUGCUCUCGCACGACGAUCCGGCCUUGCAGGACUGGGAGAGCUUCGUGCGCGCUUACGCCAACGGUCAGCUCGACCUCAACGCUCCUCUGCCAGCGCCGUCGAAAGGCAGGCCCGAUCCGUCGGUCGUCCCGAGCGGGCCCGCGUCUCCCAGCGAAGGUCCGAUGCUGGCCCCUCGACCGGGCUGGGAGACCGAGAGGCAGCGGUCGCUCCAUCGCCUGCGGAUCGAGGAGAUGCCGCAGGAACGCUGGAUCAAGAUCCAGGAGAUCUGCGACGAGCUGCAGCGCCGGACCCAGUGCCGAGAGAGCAUGUUUGUCGUCGUCGAGAACGACGUCGUACACCUGUGGUGCAGCGGCAGCGAGUUCUUCCCGCCCGGCGUCUACCCGCGAGGCCACCUGCUUUGCUCGCACACCAUCCUCAACCGGAACGAGGGUCUCAUCAUUCCGGACCUCAGCAAAGACUGGCGGACCUCGAACAACCCGCUUCUUGAGGGCGUCCGCUACUACGCGGCGAUGCCCGUGUGCACAGCGGAAGGAGUCCCUCUUGGCGCUCUCUGCUGCCUCUCUUCUGAGCCCAGGAGCGGCAUGGAAGAGUGCGAGGGUGACAGGGCGCUGCUGGCUGAGUUUUCGGUGGCCAUCGCCGCGGAGCUCGAGUCCUGGGCGGCCGAGUGCUUCCGCCGCAAGGUCGACGCCAUCGAGCAGGGCUGGUGGAAGCUGGAGCGGCACCUACGCGAGCGCGGCGAGGUACGGCCGGGAGCCCGCAUCGCGCCACCGUCCGACCUGCUCGACCCUUCGAGGUUCCCGCCACCCUCGCCGACCGACCCGCGCAAGAUUGCCGGCCUCGGCCUGACGGCGACGCGACGCGACAUCGCCGACAUCGAGUUUUGCACGUCGAUCAUCGCCGAUGCCAUCGAUCUCGAGGUGGUGUACGUCGUCGCCGUCGCGUCCCCGGCCGACCGCUGCAGCCUCAUUGGCAGCCACGGCCUGCCCGGUCCGAUCGAGCGACUCAAUCCGGAUCUCUACCUCAAGGCGCUUCACGCUCACGAGGGCGGCCUGGUCUACGAGAAUGCGGCGCGCUUCGAAACGGACCUUGGCGGCACAGACGGCACAAGCGACGACGGCGAUGCGCGCAGGCAGGACGGCAAGUUCCAGGCAGCGGUCUUCUGCCCGAUCUUCUUCAAUCUUCCGGACGGGCGUGCUGCCUCGGAGCUCUCCACCAUCUUUGAAGGUCACACGCCCCCCGUGAGCCGCGACACGCCUGCGCCCGUCCCUUCUUCGACCAGCAACGUCGCCAUUCGACGCUGCUCGAUCCUCUCGACCGAGGCCGGCGCUUCGAUCGGCUUCGUCCUGGCGGCCCUCACGCGAUCCAGGAGGCGCGUCGUCGGGGUCGAGGACCUCCGCUACCUUCAGGGCUUCGCCGACGUCAUCGGCGCGCUUUGGAAAAAGUGCCUGCCAUCGGCGACGACGCCUGGACCAGGAGAAGCGGCCGAUGAGGCGGCCGGCAUCGCCGCAGCCAGGGCGCAGGAGCUCUCGCGCAAGUCGAGGCAGCCCUCGUACAUCGCCGCCAGCAAAAAGGCCAUGAGGGUCACGGGCGAUGGACUGACUGCGCUGAUGAAGGGCAUGCACCUGUCGACGUCGCGAUCCUCGUCCGACCUCGGCUCCGAGGGCGGCAAGCGUCCGCGUCUCCGAUGCCAGCGCACGCUGGGAUCCACCGAGAGCCAGAUGUCCACGAGCAGCGAGUCGACCGCCGCUGCCGAGGCUGAGCCCGAGGUUGCCUCGGCCGUGUCGUCCGGCGGCAAGGGCGGCGAUGGUCCGAGGUCGAGGACCGCGAGCACCGCGUCGUCUUCGGCACUGGGCUCGCCCGCCUUUCGACCCACCGCUGCUCCAGUCACGAUGACCACGGCCGAGGUCGCGUCGCUCCCGGCCCUCUGCCAGCUGCCGUCGACCGACGUCGCGGAUCCCUUCCUCACGGCUCAGCCCAUGGGAGCGCUGCCGGACAGGGGCUUGCUCCCACCACCGCGAAGGUCGAGGCCCCGCGCCAGCGCGCGCUCGGCUUCUCCCUCCUAG